This is a messenger RNA of Heterostelium album PN500, 2625 nucleotides long. Its product is annotated as WASH complex subunit 5. The transcript is spliced from 5 exons. Gene Ontology annotation, cellular component: endosome; WASH complex. Gene Ontology annotation, biological process: endosome organization; regulation of actin nucleation; actin filament polymerization. The record is from RefSeq and is a predicted model, not a curated record. Bases 1 to 2625 code for a protein of 874 amino acids. NCBI's taxonomy places the organism in Eukaryota, Evosea, Eumycetozoa, Acytosteliales, Acytosteliaceae.
AUGAGAGAAAUCGUAGAUAAAUACUUCCCUGAUAAUUGGGUGAUUGCAUUCUUCCUUGGAUUUACAAUUGAUCUUUCAGUUGCAUGGGAACCGUACAAAGCUGCCAGAACUGCACUUGCAAACACUACCACUCCACAAAACAUAGUUUAUCAACAACAAAAAUAUUGGAAGGAUGUAGAAGUAUUAAACAGACAAGUAGAAUCUUUGUUGGUUGAAGGUCUUCUCGUAGAGGAAUAUAUUAUGGACAAUGCUUCCAAGAUUAUUGGUACUCUUAGAUCUUGUAAUGCUACAAUUCGUUGGAUUAUGUUACAUACAAAUGCAUCAACAAAGAAAUUUAGAGAUUUAGUUAAUACAGGCUCACAAGAUGAUGUGCUACAGUUGUUGUUGAAUACCGCACAGUUGGAAUUUGUUUUCAAGAAUAUAUUCCAGUCAUUGUUGGAUACAAAGGAGACUAGAUGGGAGGAGAACAAAAAGUUAGCCACCGAUUCAAUGAAUGAGCUUGCAGAGUAUUUCAGUGGUGAGAAAGCAUUGACUCGUGUCAAGAAGGACGAAAACCUCCAAAAGUGGUUCGCCGAUAUCUCUGUCAAGAUCAACGCACUCGACUAUGUCGAUAAUACAUCGACCGGUCGUAGAAUUCAACAGUUGAGUCAGGCACUCGAAGAGGUUGAACAGUUCCAGCAGAUCGACUCGUCGAUCCAGGUUAAGCAGUUCCUCAUCGAGACUAGACAGUUCCUUACAAAGAUGAUCAAGAUUGUCAAUAUCAAGGAAGACGUUCUUGUGAAUCUCGCUGUCUGUGCAGAUAUCUCCUAUGCCUGGGAUAUCAUUAACAACUAUGUCGAGCAAAUGCAACGUGGUAUCAAAUCAGACCCAACCUGUGUAUUGAAACUUCGUGCCACCUUCUUAAAGUUGGUGUCUAUUCUCGAUCUUCCAUUGGUAAGAAUUGCGCAGUGUGCAUCGCCCGAUCUCAUCUCUGUGUCAGAGUAUUACUCUGGUGAACUGGUUGGCUACGUCAGAAAGGUAUUGGAAAUCGUUCCAAAAUCAAUGUUUAUCAUUUUGAAGCAGAUCAUCGAUAUGCAGACCAACUCUAUUAAGGAGUUGCCAACCAAGAUCGAGAAGGAACGUCUUCGUGAUUUCGCACAGUUGGAUCAACGUUAUGAGUUGGCAAUGGCUACCAAUGCCGUGUCUGUAUUUACCGAGGGUAUCUUGGCAAUGGAGACCACCCUGGUCGGUGUCAUCCAAGUCGAUCCGAAACAACUGUUGGAGGACGGUAUUCGUAAGGAAUUGGUACUUCAAAUCUCACUGGCAAUGGACAGAACACUCCAAUUCAGAAACGAAAAGAAAGGAGUCGAUGAGCUGCAACCACGUCUUAGAGAUCUCUCCAAUAUUCUCGAUGGUUUCAGACGUUCCUUCCAAUACAUCCAAGACUAUGUGAAUAUUCAGGGUCUGAGAAUCUGGCAAGAGGAAUUCUCACGUAUCGUAAACUACUAUGUCGAACAAGAGUGCAAUCAGUUCCUCAAGAAGAAGGUCUACGAUUGGCAAUCGUCGUUCCAAUCGGUUGCUAUCCCAAUUCCAAAGUUCCAACCAAUCGAUUCCUCUGUCAAUAUGAUCGGUCGUCUGGCACGUGAACUUCUUGGACAGACAUCCUGUCGUACCACUCUCUAUCUCAAUCAAAUAGGUUGGUUCGAACCAACCACCGGAAAGGAGUUGGUCGGUAUUAACACUUGGUCUUUGCUCCAACAGAGUGUUGGAAUUUUCGGUUUGACUGGUCUUGACAGACUCUAUUGCUUCAUGAUGGUCAAAGAACUACAAGUAUUCGUUGGUCAAAUUCGUCAGCUCGUUGAGAAGAGUCUUAAAGGAUUCAUCUCUGAAUUUGAAGAUUCCCUUAGACCAACUUCAUCCAUUCCAGAUAAUCUUCAACGUUAUCAAACUGCACUUGAAAAGACAAAAGGAUUAUCUCCAAUAUUUAUUGAUGUUUUGACAAAGAUUGGUCAAAUACAAUUAAUUAGAAGACAAAUCUCGAAUCAAUUGAAUUUCCACUGUAAAAUAGAUAGUAAUAUGUUAUUCUGUGCAUUGGAUGCAAUGAAUACUUCUUUAAUUAAUGAUAUUCAAGCUCAUUUCCAAAGACCAGAAGUAGCACCAUAUCCAGGUGAAGAUAAUACAUUAUUAUUUGAUUUGGCAGAGUAUUUAGAUACUGCUGGUAUUAAUGAUCCAUACACAAAGAUCUAUAUUACCACUAUGCCUCUCGAUGCCUUCCCAUGCCUAUUGUUCUUAUUUGUUUUGUCACAAGUUACCAAGUUCCAAUGGAACAGUAAACUAUGUGUAAUGCAAUCAAAGAAACCCAAGAACAGCUACGAUUGGACUCCAUUCAUCGUUGGUACUAUCACCAUUUUGAAACAAUUCCACUCACUCCACACUCAAAAGUUCCUUUCAUUCUUGGGACAAUAUAUCAGAUGUCAAAUUAAUGUUGCUCUUGCAAAUCCAAAAGAUAAUAAGGAUGACGAUUAUCCAGAAGAAGUUAUUGGACUCUUAAGAUUCUUGGAAGAUUUCUGUAAAUACAGUCACACCGAAAGAAAGAUGGUCUAUGGUUUUGUACCAGCCUAUAUUUUUGAUUACUACAACCAAUAA